AUGGAAGAAUUUCUUUUAACAAGAGAAUCCCUUGAUAUCGUUAGGAUUUCUAUGGCAUUAUAUGUACGAGUAGAACAAGGUGAAUGGAGUGGCGUUCUUGAGAAGAAAGUGGAGAAUUUUGAAAAUAUCUUGGAAAGAGUUUUAGGACAAGUUCCCUCAGAAGAUGUAGAACAAAAAAAGAAGCUUCGAAGUUUUGGUACUGGAAAAAAAUUAGCAAAACGGGUCGCAACUGCAUUCGAAGAUCUAUGUUCACUCUCAGAAAUGAAAGCAUUAGUAAUUGAUACCGAAGCCUGGCAUGAAGAUGCAAAUGUGAAUUUACGAUCUUUGAAACGUGAUGUUGGACGGUGUAUAAGUGAGAGCGCUAGUUAUGAGAAUACCAUGUGGGAGAGAAUAGAAAUGGAACUUAAGGAAAUAAAUGUGGAGGAUCUUGACUUCGAUUAUCUGAUAUGUUCAGGUGUUCUCGAUUUAAAAUCAGUACCCUUUACAAAUAUACCUGGAUCGGUUUGUGAUAUUUUUAAGGAACCAUUUCAGAAAUAUAAGUUAGAACAGAAUUAUAAUGUAAUGGAUGCAUGUAAAGAAUUUAUCCGGAACGAAGAAUCGAAAAUUAAUAUAGAUGAGGUUUUGGGUGAUGUUAAGCAUGGAGAAUGGUUGGAUAAACCUGAAAAAUUACAAGAUCUAACAAAACAGAUGUUAGAAUCAAUGCUCAAAAAAGGAAAGUCGAUAAAUGAAGGCUCAUACGUUUGUGAAGUGCUCGCACCAUUAUUAAAUAUAGUGAUGAGCAAUUUACCAGGAAAUCCAAUAGCGUGGGAUGUAUGGGCUGAUUAUAUGAUGGUGGCGCAGUUGGGAAAAAAUGCUAAACUUGAAAUUGUUUAUCUUGAAACCGGUAGACCUGAUUCCACUCAAGAUAAACGCCUUCGUGAUCAUAAAAAAUUAAUACGUUUUUUCAAAGAUUCUAUUGAUACCACAAGAAGCGUAUUAAAGCUCAAAAAGAUAUUCAACCAAUCAUCGAAGAGACAGAAUUUGUCUAUAUUUACUAUUAACGUUGCAGGCGACGUUAUAGAACUUUACACUAUACAUAGAGAAUUGGGUAUUUACAGAUAUUGUCUUAUAUAG
Molecule: messenger RNA, 1113 nt
Organism: Acaulospora morrowiae
Lineage: Eukaryota; Fungi; Glomeromycota; Glomeromycetes; Diversisporales; Acaulosporaceae
Source: the annotation of a GenBank genome assembly